CACCUGUCAACAGGCAGCGAAGCGCCUGGAGACUGGAGUGGAGAGCGGAGAGAAGGACAUGCACGGAGACGGAGGCGUCGGUGGCGGUGUCGCCAUCAUCCUGCACGCCACCAGCGACGAACACGCACGCGACGCGACGCAGCCUUGUCACGCCAGGACAAAUCCAGCGCUCCCCAAAGCAGAAAGACCGCGACCCAAAGCAAGCUCAAGCCGCUCCGCUCCUCCAGUCUCCAGUCUCCACCGCCCGCCAACCCCGAGAUAUACCUCCCUUCCUCUCGAAGCUUCGUCUGCAGACGAAGUCGCCGGCUCUUCCCUCGGCGCUGGUGCCGGUGGGUUGCCUGUGGCGGUGGGUGGGUGGCCGGGUGGUGGUGUUGCUGGGAUGCCCGCCGCGACGGCGACCGCAGCCCGCCUCCGCGUGCCGCUGCCAAAAGCCGCCCACCACUCGCCCUGCUCGAGCCGGCGCCACCCCGACUGCCGCCGCCGCUGACGAGACGAGCGGCCACACGCUUGGCGCGCGCCAUGGAUGCCUUGUCCCGCCCUGCUGUCGUCAUCGACAACGGCACCGGGUACACGAAGAUGGGGUUCGCGGGGAACGUGGAGCCCUGCUUCAUCACCCCCACUGUCGUCGCCGUCAACGAUUCCUUCUCCGGCUCCGCCCAGCCGGCGGUGAGGGGCACCCCCGCCAGGGGGAACUGGCUCGCUCAGCACAGCGCCGGCGUCAUGGCUGACCUCGACUUCUACAUCGGCGACGAAGCGCUGGCCCGAUCCCGCGCCAGCAGCUCGCAUAGUUUGAGCUAUCCCAUCCGCAACGGCCAGGUGGAGAAUUGGGAUACCAUGGAGAGGUUCUGGCAACAGUGCAUCUUCAAUUACCUCCGGUGCGACCCAGAAGAUCAUUAUUUUCUUCUAACUGAGAGCCCUCUGACUGCCCCCGAGACCCGGGAGUACACCGGAGAGAUCAUGUUCGAGACGUUCAAUGUGCCUGGCCUCUAUAUUGCAGUCCAACCUGUCCUUGCGCUGGCUGCUGGGUACACUACAACCAAGUGUGAAAUGACAGGUGUUGUAGUUGAUGUGGGUGAUGGGGCUACCCAUAUCGUUCCGGUUGCUGAUGGUUAUGUCAUUGGGAGCAGUAUCAGAUCUAUUCCAAUUACAGGCAAGGAUGUUACCCAGUUUAUUCAUCAACUUCUAAAGGAAAGAGGUGAGAACAUUCCAGCAGAAGAAUCUUUUGAUGUAGCAAGAAGGAUUAAAGAAAUGUACUGCUAUACUUCUUCGGACAUUGUGAAGGAAUUCAAUAAACAUGACAAGGAGCCAUCAAAGUACAUUAAACACUGGACGGGCACCAAACCGAAGACUGGUGCAAAAUACACAUGUGACAUUGGAUAUGAGCGAUUCCUAGGGCCUGAGAUCUUCUUCAACCCAGAGAUAUAUAACAACGACUUCACCACUCCUUUGCAAGUUGUUAUUGACAAGUGCAUCCAAUCAUCUCCAAUCGACACAAGGAGGGCUCUUUAUAAGAAUAUUGUCCUGUCUGGAGGCUCGACUAUGUUCAAAGAUUUCCAUAGGAGGUUACAGCGGGACCUAAAGAAGAUAGUGGAUGCACGGGUCCGUGCAUCUAAUAGCCGGCUUAUUAGUGGGGAUGCUAAGGCCCAGCCUAUAGAAGUGAACGUGGUCAGUCAUCCGAUCCAGAGAUAUGCGGUAUGGUUUGGUGGCUCUGUGCUUGCUUCAACCGCCGAAUUCUACGAGGCUUGCCACACAAAGGCAGAGUACGAGGAGUACGGUGCCAGCAUCUGCCGAACGAAUCCUGUCUUCAAAGGGAUGUACUGACUCAGAGCGGUUCCCUGUGGCUGACGUCGUGGAUGAUAUCCACUCAAAGCUUAAAUGGGGAGAAGUGACAGUGGUCGUGGAGACAGGACUGUCGAGAGGGAUCCUGAUCGUGGGGAAGCAUAGCCGUACGAGCUGUACAAAAGAGAAGCGCAAAUAGAUAGGUUUAUGUUUCACCAUACAAUUUAGAUGCUGGUAGGCCUGACAGGAUGGGUUUGCCACCCCUGCUGAAUUGGGUGGCAUUGUAAUUUGUAGCGUCAACACUUCUGGCGGUGCGAGAUUGCUCCUUGUAUACAUGUUGAUUCGGCAGCGAUGUUUUCUCUCU
Molecule: messenger RNA, 2143 nt
Organism: Zea mays
Lineage: Eukaryota; Viridiplantae; Streptophyta; Magnoliopsida; Poales; Poaceae
Exons: 10
Coding region: 520-1821 (433 amino acids)
Source: RefSeq, a predicted model, not a curated record